This is a messenger RNA of Cydia amplana, 609 nucleotides long. RefSeq lists its product as uncharacterized. Lineage: Eukaryota; Metazoa; Arthropoda; Insecta; Lepidoptera; Tortricidae. The record is from RefSeq and is a predicted model, not a curated record. The transcript has 5 exons. The coding region runs from base 2 to 601 and encodes 199 amino acids.
GAUGUGUUACAAGGGCACAUUCUUCUACUGCAUCCCAGUCAAGACGGCCUGUUACGUUUUGGCCAUUAUAAAUGCGGUCAUUAACGCGGUGACCUUGGGGUGUUUCAGCAUUCAGGGGGUAGUAUACCUACUGGCAGCCGUCGUCAGCUUCUGCGUCGGCGGUGGUAACAAAACGGGCGGUGAUCGCUUUAAGCGAAGCUCAGUGGUCACGGAUCGAGAUAUAUACGACUACUGGAUUCCUUUUGAGUACCUGCUUCCCUUGUGUUGGCUGUUUUCUCUUCUUACUUUCAUCUUCUCUGUACUGCUAUGCUGUGGCCUCGAUAAUCGUAAGGUGAGACAGGUGUGGGCGUACUUCAUCUACGGCUGCGUAGUCACAGUCCUCGCGUUCUUGGCUUCCAUAGUCCAGAUCAUCGUCAAGGAAGAAUCGUUGCUUGGUCUGUGGGGGCUCAUGGGAUGUGUUCUCCACUCGCUAUUCCUCGUGCUGGUGCACUACACGCACGCCAAGAUGGCCGACGAGGCCAUGUUUACAGACCACAGCCGCCUGAACGACGAAGACUCAAGGGACUCUAGACGAGAUGUAAAAUUACAUACGGUGAUCUAAUAAAUUAU